Molecule: messenger RNA, 2033 nt
Organism: Spinacia oleracea (spinach)
Lineage: Eukaryota; Viridiplantae; Streptophyta; Magnoliopsida; Caryophyllales; Amaranthaceae
Product: jasmonate-induced oxygenase 4-like
Exons: 3
Coding region: 776-1819 (347 amino acids)
Source: RefSeq, a predicted model, not a curated record
GAACUAACAAACAAUUGGUAACAAAAUGCAAAUUAUAAGUAGGUGAUAGUUUAACAAAUUUUGAUACUUUCGUAUAUAUACUCCGUAUGAGUUAAGCUAGCCAGUGUCGGAUUGAAAUUCUCAACCCAAACGGCUAAAUCCAUCCAUUUAAUUUCAAGUCAAGAAUGUAUCAACUAUCAACCCAAUUAACUGGGCUGUCAAGAAUCGUUGACCAAAGUCGAAACCCUUUAUUCAAAAUUUCUAAUGGAACUAUGGAAGACUAUAGGAAUUAAAGGAGAGUGAAGUGUAGUACAGAAUAGGAAGUUAUAUCAAAUAAUUGCCUUAAUUAGAUGCACGUCUUUUACAAGUUCUUAAUUACAACCGGUUAACGACAAAUAUUGUAACACAAAUAUAUAUUUACCUCAAAAUCUUUAAAUGUUAUCCCGAUAUAAUAUAAAAAUUUAUUUUUAUUGAACACUGAUUAUAAUACAUAAGAAACUCACCCAAGUUCCUCCCAAAUCCCAAAUAAAACAAACUUAGAAUAUAAACUCUAGUAAAAACAACUCGUGUUUAAUGAACUCAUAACAUUUAAGUGGAAAUGGCUUAUGGAAAGACUCAAAAUAAUUAAAUUGAAUAUCAGAUUUUGAUAGCCCUCUUGAAUUAAAUUAUCAUAGAUUUGUAGGGAGUAAUAAGCUGUCACAUGCUAGCCUGUCAGUAACUCAGUAUACAUGCUUAAAUAUCUUCUUAGUGUCCUAAUUAAGCAAAUCCCUAAUUAGCAAAUUAAAUUACUCCAAAAAUGGCGAAUCAAGAAUCAUCAGAAUCAAAGCUAGUAGCUGAAAAUGGUGAUGAAAUACCAGCAGAGUACUUGGAAAAAGAUGGUCUCUCUGAAGCAAUUGACAUCCCUGACACGUGGAAGGAUAGUCUCCUCCUUGAUUUAUCACUCCUCUCUUCAUCAACACCGGCAAGCGAACCUGAACAUGUAAAACUCCGAUCAGCCCUUUCUGAAUGGGGUUGCUUUCAGAUUAAAAAUCAUGGAAUAGAGAGCUCAUUCCAGGAAGAGUUGAUUGAAGUUUCCAAGCAAUUCUUCGCACUUGCUUCGGAGGAGAAGCUCAAGUACAGUGCAAGUGAUGUCUUCCUAGGCUACGGAAGUGAUAAUUAUGGUAAAGAUGGACAAUCAAAUUGGAAUUAUAGGAUUACUCUAGUCAUUAGUCCGGAUGGAAAACGCGAUCUCCAACUCUGGCCGCAGAAGCCGGAGAAAUUCAGGGGAAUGAUAGAUGAGUACUCCAAGAAAUUAUUGGCCAUGACUGAAGUUAUUUACAAGGCAAUGGCAAAGUCGCUAAACUUAGAACAAGAUUGCUUCUUAAAUCAUCCAGCUACACAAGGGGCAAUAGUAGGAAGGUUCGGUUACUAUCCCCGUUGCCCAUGCCCUGAACGUGUUCUUGGUGUCAAACCACAUACAGAUGGAUCGACAAUGACAAUUGUUUUAGGUGAUGACCAAGUCGAAGGCCUCCAAAUCAAGAAAGAUGAUCAAUGGUACAAGGUCCCGGUCAAUCCAGGCGUCCUGUUUGUUAACUUAGGUGACAUAGGAGAGGUAAUGACUAAUGGGGUGUUUAAGGCCGCGGUGCAUAGGGUGGUCACAAAUUCAUCUAAGGGGAGAAUAUCCGUGACUGGGUUCUGUAUACCGGAAAAGAAAACUCAUAUCGAACCACUUAGUGAACUGGUUAGUCUUCAUCGGCCUCAAAUGUUUAAGAAGCUCAACACUGAUGAGUAUUGGAAGAUAUAUUAUGAGAACUACCCCUAUGGAAAAGUGCGUAAAACAAUAGAUGUAUUCAGAUUUUAAGUGUUUUAGUUAUUGUCAAUUAAUUUUCUUAGUCCCAUUGUUAUUAGGUUCCUACCUGUGAAAGGAGGGCCUUGUUUUUUAUUUAUUCAUUGAAUGAUUUUAUACAAGUUUUAAGUGUUUUGAUUAAAACAUAUAGUGUGUGAUUUUGUGUGUUAAGAUUUUGAAGGAAUAUCUCAGUCAACUUAGAAAGUCAAAGUUUGUUACAACAAACUAA